Olea europaea var. sylvestris is the source of this 507-nucleotide messenger RNA. RefSeq lists its product as uncharacterized. Bases 1 to 507 code for a protein of 168 amino acids. The record is from RefSeq and is a predicted model, not a curated record. The transcript is spliced from 3 exons. Lineage: Eukaryota; Viridiplantae; Streptophyta; Magnoliopsida; Lamiales; Oleaceae.
AUGUGGAAAGAUAUAAGGCUCGUCUUGUGGCUAAAGGCUUUACCCAAGGCCCGUCUUGUGGCUAAAGGUUUUACCCAAAAGGAAGACAUCGACUUCAAAGAGACUUUCUCUCCAGUUUCAAGGAAAGACUCUUUCAGGAUAAUUAUGGCACUUGUUGUGCAUUUUGACCUUGAGUUACAUCAGAUGGAUGUUAAGAUGGCAUUUCUAAAUGACGACAUUGACGAGAUGAUCUAUAUGGUGCAACCAGAAAACUUUGUGUCUGGAGACCCGAAGAAUAUGUUCAGUGGGAGGAUUCAGAUACAUCGGGAUCGCUCUCGAGGUAUUUUUGGAUUGUCACAAAAGAGUUAUAUCGAUAAAAUACUUAAGAGGUUUGGCAUGCAAGACUGCAAACUAGGUGACACCCUGUCGCUAAGGGAGACAAAUUUAAUCUCAAACAAUGCCCGCAAAAUGACCUUGAAGUUAAGGAAAUGCAGAAGAUUUCCUAUGCAUCAGCUAUUGGGAGUCUAA